UGGUUCCACAGGCUGAACACAGAAACGUGAAGGUGGGCGACAACGUGACUCUCAGCUGUGCCCUGACCGAACCCCAGGAUGUUCUGCAAGUGACGUGGCAAAAGGACUCUGAAAAAUCACACAAUAACAUAGCUACAUACAGUACAGUAAAAGGAUUAAAGAUUCAUGAGCCCUAUCAAGACCGACUGAAUUUCACCAGUCUGGUACUCAAUGAGACAAGCAUCACUUUUUGGGACACUAGAAUGAAUGAUUCGGGGUGUUACACGUGCCUCUUCAAUACUUUCCCUUACGGCUCCUUCUCAGGACGGACCUGCCUGAGUGUCUUUGGUCUCGAUGCAUCUGUCCAUUACAACAUUUCUGAAGGUCACUUGAUAGCCAUCUGUAAUGCUGUUGGCCUCCCAGAACCCACCAUCACCUGGAACAAGUUGUUCAAUUCUACUCCUACACAGGAGAAGGUCAGCCACACCAAUGGGAUGGUGUCCAUCAGCAGUAAACUGGAGAUCUACAACAUUAAGAGCAUUGGUGAACAGGACUUGACGUGCAGAGUAAGCAACGUGAAUGAAAAAAGAGAAUUGCCUGUGAAAAUGAAAGGAGAAGCAGGUUCCUCGUGGCUUUGGCUGCCGGUUACUGGGGGGAUUUUAAUUGUCGUCAUAGUUCUGAUUCUGAUCACUCUGUGUUGGAGGAGGAGGAUAUGCAGGAGGGUUUGA
This is a messenger RNA of Nestor notabilis (Kea), 707 nucleotides long. Its product is annotated as OX-2 membrane glycoprotein-like. The record is from RefSeq and is a predicted model, not a curated record. Gene Ontology annotation, molecular function: cell-cell adhesion mediator activity. Gene Ontology annotation, biological process: negative regulation of macrophage activation; regulation of immune response. The transcript is spliced from 3 exons. Lineage: Eukaryota; Metazoa; Chordata; Aves; Psittaciformes; Psittacidae. The annotation marks the transcript as partial.